UUCAAAAUCGAGGCAGCAGCUGACGGAGCUGUCAAAACAGCCGACAGGAGGAGAACGUGACUGGUGAGAAAAGAGACAAAGACGUACCGUAAAUGAAGCCAAAUAUAGCCUGCUGGGCUGGAGCCAUGAGGAUGAGUGAGUUUGACUCUUCAUCUGAAGAGGAGGAUUUUGGAGAGGAGCAGCUGACGCCCUUCCACAUCUCCUGGUUACCUCUGUCCAUAGUAGAGUGCUCGCAGUUUCUUGGGAUAUGCGCACUGCCAGGUUGCAAAUUCAAAGACAUCCGCAGGAGUCUGGAAAGAGAUGUCGAAGAGCUCCAGAACCAGGGGGUGCAGGAAGUGUUUGUUUUCUGCACCAGAGGAGAGCUGAACAAGUACCGGGUUCCCUCCCUGCUGGAGGUCUACCGGCAGCGAGGCUUCACAGUCCACCACACGCCCUUCCCAGACGGAGACACUCCCGAGCUGGAACAGUGCUGCCAGAUCCUGGAGGAGCUGCAGGUCGGCCUCGAGAACAACAGGACGACUGUGAUCCACUGUUACGGAGGCCUGGGACGCUCCGGAUUAAUCGCCGCCUGUCUGCUGCUUCAGCUCUCUCCGACGAUGACGGCGAACAAAGCCAUCGAAAUCCUCCGGGAGCACCGAGGAGGAGGAGCCAUACAGACCGUGAAGCAAUACAACUUCCUCCAUGAGUUUCGGGAAAAGUAUGCCGCCUACCAGCAGAGCAGAGAGCUUUCCACAGAGCGCUCGGUGUCACGGUGAUCACUUCUCAUCUCAUUAGUCAGCGUUUCUCUCCUGAUGGUGUGAUGUACAAUUCUAUUCUCUAAUGACUGCACUUUAACAGAAUACUUUAAUAUAUUGCUUUUUCUCAUAAUCAAAUUAAAGACUUGAAGAUAUGCUGGUGGGGUGUUUAUUAGCAUGUUUACAUUUAAAGAGGUUUUUGUCACGAGGGUUGAGGUGAACUGAGAAAAGGUCUCCUGCUGUAUUGAUACUUUGUCCAAUGAGCUGCAUUUUUUUGAGUCUUUUCUUAAAUCUGUACUAGCGCAAAUCAGUACUUUCCUGCUCCACGUUAUUUCUCAUAACAUUUGUUUUUAUUAGCCACUUCGCUAGCAUCGCUAAUAAAAGUGUUUUUGCCACUCAUGUAUUUUUUUUUAAAGGUUGAGUUAAAACAACGUUCCAGUCCAUUGUAAUAGAGUUGGAUAGUUUUAUUUAGAUUCAAAUAAACUCAAGUUGUGACAUGAUGGGAUCUAAUGCAUACAAAUCUUAUGUGACAAAUGACCAUAGCUUUCCCUGAUAAAUGUACACAUUUGAAAAUGGCAAUAAAUACUUAGUAUUUAUGAAAAUGUUCGUCUAAUGGCCUUUUGAUUCGGAGAAGUUAAAAAAAAAAAAAAAACAAAAAAAAAAAAACUUUCCAGAUUUGUUGACCGGAGAUGACGUGACGCUGCGUGGAGUGCUUUGAUAUCUUGGAAACAAAAAGUAAAAUUCAAAAACAUUGAAUAAAUAAACACUGGACUUCCUAAUGCUGUGGAAUAUUUGGUGGUGAGAUGAAGAAAAUGCACAAGUGACAGUGUUAAAAGAUUUCAAAAGGUACAUUCAACAGUAUGGCAUACUCGCAGUGUCCCACCAAAGUCCAGAAGGAGAAUAAGUACUGUUGCUUCCUAACACUCCAAUAUAUAUAUAUUAUUGUACUGUUGAGUCUACCUUCUAGUUUAUUGAAAGCUGCGAGGGCGGUUCUACAGAAACACAGGUCACAC
Molecule: messenger RNA, 1747 nt
Organism: Anarrhichthys ocellatus (wolf-eel)
Lineage: Eukaryota; Metazoa; Chordata; Actinopteri; Perciformes; Anarhichadidae
Gene: cdkn3
Product: cyclin dependent kinase inhibitor 3
Exons: 8
Coding region: 93-755 (220 amino acids)
Biological process (GO): protein dephosphorylation
Molecular function (GO): protein tyrosine phosphatase activity
Source: RefSeq, a predicted model, not a curated record